GGCCCAAACCGCCCUCACGGGGCAAGGCGUGCACAGCCCCGCGCUGCGGGCACAGCCACCCCCGGCCCACGGUGCACCGCGGCGCCAAGAUGGCGGCGCCCAGCGAGGGCCGGCCCGGCCGCGGCUCCACGCCGUUCCCUGGCGCUGAAGGCGGUCCUUUCGUUUUCCCCUUCACUGUCCCUCCCGGGGCUGCCGGCUCCGGGGCGGGGGAGCAGCCUAAGAAGCCGUGCAGGGCCUGUACAGAUUUCAAGAGCUGGCUGCGCGAGCAGAGGAAGCAGGCGGCGGGGGGCGGCGUGGCCGCGGUGGAGGAGAAGGAGCCGCCCCCCGACUGCCCCCUGGACAGCGAGCAGCUGGGCCGCAGUACCUGGGCCUUCCUGCACACCAUGGCAGCCUACUACCCCGAGCGGCCCUCUGGCACCCAGCAGCAGGAGAUGAGGGACUUCAUCCACCUCUUCUCCAAGUUCUACCCGUGUGAGCACUGCGCUGAGGAUCUGAGGGAAAGAUUGCGAACAAAUCAGCCUGAUACUAGCAACAGAAAUAACUUCUCCCAGUGGUUAUGUCUUCUUCACAAUGAAGUGAACAGGAAACUGGGCAAAUCUGAAUUUGACUGCUCUCGUGUGGAUGAGCGCUGGCGAGAUGGUUGGAAAGAUGGUAGUUGUGAUUAAUCCAUAGGAGACUGCUUUGGAAAUCCAACGGAUUCACUCUGGUGUUGAGUCACUACAGAGAGAUGUGCGAGUAAAUAUGCGUGAGCGCGUGUGUGCGUGACUGAUAUGGUUUGUGGAAAUAAAGGCGGAACCAAUCCUGAAAGCCAAUUUGAAAAUCUUAUCCUAAUAGCACCUUGAUAAAUGGUCGUAUCAAAUGUGUUGUUUGAGGGACUGAGGCCUUACAUGUGGUGCAGGAAUUGCCAGAAAUAUGUGAAAUUGAAUUACUUGACAAACUUGUGGAUACUUUUUCAUUACAUUUCCUUAUUGUAGGGGCAUUUGCUUGUAUCUUUGACUUGAAUUCCUGUUCCCUGCAUGCAGCUGUAGAGAGCUGCCCUGCGACAUAUCAUGUUUAUUUGCAGUCACUACCCUGAUGUGUUAGGAAAUAGAUCUUUUUCAUUGUCAUUUUAACUUAUUUUGUUCUGAUAGGGCAAAUUCCUGCUGUGUUUUGUGCUGUCUGUAUCCCUUAAACUUUUUCAGAGAUCUCCGAUGCUUAUUGUUAGACUUGCUGAAAGGUCUGAGAGCAGGUACAUUUAAUUUAAAUACUAAAAUCGUGGAACCUGAUUUCUCAUUUUAUUUACGUGUUUCAGUUUAUCAUGUAAGAGUAUAUCAUAGAAAAGGAGACUAGAACAGGACCAAAAGAACUAUCAUGAAGUAUCAGCUGGGUGAAAUUCAGAUGUUUUCAAUUGAUUCCUCUUUUUCUUUGAAUUCAGAAGCAGUAUGACAAGUUCUGCUGAGCUAUUUGCUUUUAAAACCAAUAACUAUUAAACUCUGCUAUGAAUUUUUGUUAACUGUGAAGAUAUCUGUAAUGAUCUGAGAGCGAUAUCUGUAAUGGAGCAUAUUCAGAUUUGUUUAGCAUACAGUAUUUGUGAGGCAUCAUUUGCAUUUUGAAGUUCUUGAUUGGUACUUACUGAUUUGGUUGAUAUUUUGGUGCUUUAACCGAGAUAAAAAUCUCUCUAGAACAAAAGGACUUUAAAAUACCCUCAUAUUAUUUGAGUCUUCCUUAAGACUGGUGUCAGCUUUAGACAGAAUUAUUGCACAGAAGGCUCAAAGGAUUCCCUCUGUAGAAGCUGGUCUGUUAUAGUGGCAUUUUCCCUGGGUCAGUUAUAUUGCAUCAAUGUCACUGAUACCUAAGUGUGAAUUUCAGUUUCCAGUGAAAUAGCAUAAAUGAUUUAUACUGCAAUGAGUAUAAAUGCAUUUCUCUAUAAAGCCCCCCCCCCAAAAAAAAAAAGAAGUCUAAAUGCUUUAAAACUCUUAAAAUAUAUAGUGAUCUCAUGCCCUUACUGCAUUUUUUGUCUGUGAAAGGUUGCAGGAGUUUGCACAAAUUGUGACAGUGGGGGCUUUUUCCUUCUGUACUUCCUGCUGAGAUUUUCCUUGUGUAUUUUAGUAAGCUUCCUUAUUUCUCGCAGUACCUAAGGUUUGUAAGUUUACUUUUGCUGAUAGAAUGAAAGGUUCAUGGAAAUGGUAAUGGUACUUUUAUAACAGUAUUAGGGUGAUGGCAGCCUAUAUCUGAGAACUUUGAUCCCCAAACCUUCCUGCAUGAGGCCCCUUACUGUUUAGAAAAGCAAUCAGAACCCUGGAAAUACAUUUCAGUGUUUUAUGGUGUACUGAAGCCUUUUCAAGUUGGACUUGUUAAAACAGUAAGACGCUAAUUUUUAUGGACUGGUUAUUCUGGGAAGUUUUAUUUAUCAGUGUUCCUAAACACAAAAUCAACAAAAGUGAUGGUAAGUGUUGUAUGAAGUAUGCAAUCUGACUUCCUACCUUAUGGCAUUAUGUGGGCUAUUAAAAGUGCUGAGAAAAUUUUCCUAUUGGCAUGUUGAUGGACAAAUAAAUUCCAGCCCCUAGCUCUUGUUUUUCAGUAAGAAAACUCAAUUCCCCAAAUACAUAGCCACUAGUGGGGGGAAGACCAACAAAAAGGCUGUACCCCCUUGCUUUGUCAGGCGUGGCCUAAGUUCCCCAGUUCUGUCAGGGCAGUUUUAGUACCUGGGGAUGUGGACAAGCAUUUUCUUCUGCACUUGGUUGUGCAGAAGGAAAAACUUGCCAUUCUUCCUUUCUAAUCUGCACUCCACUACUGUGUGACAAUUCCAUUGCCCAUGGAACAGAUAAUGAGAUUUUUCACUAAUUUGCAUCAGCAUAAAUGAGUGGGUUGGUAAAGCGCCUGCCUUGUCCCAUUUCAUCUUAAUACUAAAAAUGAGCUAGGCCAGAGAAUUGCACUUAUUUAUACAAGCAUGCUUGGUCUUUGCUGGUAAGUCCUCGACCUGCUGUUGCCUUGUGUCGGCAAGCAGUUGGUGAUAUACAGGAGGGCUGGUGCAUCUGUCCACAUCUUAAUGGUGUGGAAAGGAAAAAAAGAUUGUGUAUCCCUCUCAAAAUGAGGGAGAGUGGCUAUGGCAACACAGAACCUUUGUCUCAUUGUGUUGUUUGAGGAGAUGGUAGAGUUGUGUGCAAGGAAAAGCUCCUUCUGCCAUCAGGUACUGUUUUGUUCUGACAGUGGUGCAGAGAUGGGGGAAGUGUCUUAAAGCUGAAGUCAUCAUCUUCAGUGAAUGAGUCCAUAUAAUGAGGGCACAAGCUCUGGCUACCAGGAUGUUACUAGGGCAGUUUGUAACUUUGCUAAAUAGCCAUUUGGUGAAAAUAUAUGCUUGCGCUCUGUUUUCUCAUAUUUGUGGCUUUGCAGAAGAGCUCUGACUUAUUGUUCCUCAGACAUAGCAUCUCUGUGAACUUGACUGUCCAAGGGAGGAUAUUUUUGCUGCUCGUUUAUAACACAUUUAACGUUUUAACUGUAUGUAUGGAAUUUCUAUUGAAGGUUUAUGUACAUAAAAAAGAAGGGGAAAAUUGAAUUCUCUCCUAAAUGCACUUGAUUAAAUCUAGUUUUAAAAAUAAUUGUAUUCAAAUUAUAUUUUCUGUCAAUGUGAAAACAAUAAAAGCAACUGAGUUUA
Messenger RNA from Numida meleagris (helmeted guineafowl), 3634 nucleotides. It is a transcript of the gene GFER, whose product is annotated as growth factor, augmenter of liver regeneration. The coding region runs from base 90 to 665 and encodes 191 amino acids. Gene Ontology annotation, cellular component: mitochondrion. Gene Ontology annotation, biological process: liver development. NCBI's taxonomy places the organism in Eukaryota, Metazoa, Chordata, Aves, Galliformes, Numididae. The transcript has 3 exons. The record is from RefSeq and is a predicted model, not a curated record. Gene Ontology annotation, molecular function: flavin-dependent sulfhydryl oxidase activity; flavin adenine dinucleotide binding.